Messenger RNA from Dunckerocampus dactyliophorus (ringed pipefish), 7978 nucleotides. RefSeq names its product zinc finger protein 609b (gene znf609b). NCBI's taxonomy places the organism in Eukaryota, Metazoa, Chordata, Actinopteri, Syngnathiformes, Syngnathidae. The transcript is spliced from 7 exons. The coding region runs from base 601 to 4836 and encodes 1411 amino acids. Gene Ontology annotation, cellular component: nucleus. Gene Ontology annotation, biological process: regulation of transcription by RNA polymerase II. The record is from RefSeq and is a predicted model, not a curated record.
UCAAUCCUUGUGGAAUCUUUUUCCAGGUGUUCCAGGCGCCUCCUGCUGCUGCUGCUUGGCUACAUUGUAUCAGUUCCCACACGAAGAACUACACUGUCGUUCUCGCACAAACGGCGAAUACAGAGGAAUUAACCUGAGUGGAAAGCUAUUCGCUGUUGGAUUAAUUGGCCGAGAGUCGCGGCGGGAGCGGGGAGGGCUUGUUGUCGCACCUACAUCAUGUCUCCCCCGGGCUCGGUUGUCUUCGUUGUUGACGCCAACGUUAUCUCCACUUGACAUGGCACAAGUCCAGUAAAUCGCUGGCCUCCCCUCCUCUCCUGUGGUGGAUGUAUUUGGGGAUUGCGCUGCCACUGGCUUCAUCUUUUUUCACUUCGCAGUGCAAUUCAAAUGCCGAUAUCCAGACUUAUAUUUUUUUGAACGGAGUGGUCGUCACCAUGGAAGAAACGGGAGCCGGAAUACAAAUGGCUAGCUAAGUCGCAAUAUGUGGCCAAAUGGAACGGGAACGUUUAGAACGUGAAGAUCCUUUAACCCUUGCCCUUGUGUCCCAACCGUCCGAGAUAGCGUUGGACCUCCCCGAGGCAAUCCUGGGCCGUUGGCACUAAAAUGUCCCUAAGUGGUGGCACUGCAGGCGGGAAAGGUGUGGACUCUAAUGCGGUGGACACUUACGACAGCGGGGAUGAGUGGGAUAUUGGUGUUGGAAAUCUGAUUAUUGACCUUGACGCUGACUUAGAGAAGGACAAACUUGAGAUGUCUGGCACCAAGGACGGCAUGGCGGCACCACCCAGUGCAGUGGCAGCGUUGCCUGACAACAUCAGGUUUGUUAGUCCAGUGUCUGGCUCUCAAGGCAAGGAAAGCAAAUCCAAAUACAAGCGCAGUAAAAACUCUAAAGACAAUAAUAGCAAAGCUUCAAGUGGAGAUGGGGGCAAAAAGGAAAUUACAGGACGGACUCAAGGCGAGCCAACUAGCACAGCAGUGGGUACAGCCGUUGCAGGCAACAAUUCAGCCUCUGGGAAGAACAUUGAAAAAGGGGGAAAACCCUCUAGAGGUGUUCUGAGUGGAAAAAAAGAUAAAGAAGGGGCAGCAGGCAAAAGUAAAAAGGACAAAACAGAUGGAGCAGCAGUUGUGGCACUUGCUGCAGUGGAGAAGGAGGUUGUGUCUCAAGUCCAAGUUGCUCUGGGGAACAGUCGUAAUACAAAUUAUGAGAGCACACAAUCAACAGACUUUGUAGAAGCCAAUCAAAUUGGGAAUAUUGCUCUUGAGCCUGUUGGAAUAUUACCAGCAUUAACCACAAAAACUGAGCCAGAGGAGAUUGAAAAUGGUACUAUUGAAUGCAAGACGUUGAAGAAGGUGAAAAAUGAAAAGAUGGAAUCUCCUGUCUCAACACCAGUCCCUCCCCCCCUACAUCUCCUUGCCGCAGUAGGCAACAGUGAGAUUUCCUCGCCAUGUGAACAGAUAAUGGUGCGUACACGCUCAGUGGCAGUCAACACUUCCGAUGUGGCCCUAUCUACAGAACCUGAGUGCUUGGGACCCUGUGAACCUGGUACCAGUGUCAAUCUUGAAGGCAUUGUCUGGCAGGAAACGGAAGAUGGAAUGUUGGUGGUAAAUGUUACUUGGAGAAACAAGACGUACGUGGGCACACUUUUGGACUGUACACGGCAUGACUGGGCUCCGCCUCGGUUUUGUGAAUCCCCUACAAGUGACCUGGAAAUGAGGAAUGGCCGUGGCCGAGGUAAGCGGAUGAGACCAAACAGCAACACCCCUAUCAACGAGAACAGCAACUCAUCAGACAACAAAGGCACCACCAACAACAAGACACGUGCUGCCUCAAACAGCAAGGGCAGAAGAGGAAGCCAGACACCCUCGGAGCGUCGCACUCCACCCAACAGCAACACAGAGGAUAUUAAGGCCAGCCCCUCUUCGGCUGGAAAACGUAAGGCAAAACCUGCCUCAGACAUGGAGCCCAAUUCUAGUUCAGAGGACACCAAAGGCAACAAACGCAUGCGGACGAACUCCAACAGUGGAGGGGUCGGGCUACCAGGUCUCCUCAUUCCUUCUAUCAAGACUGAGCCACUUCCUCCUCCUGUUGAUCGGAGCUGUCCCUCACCUGUUCUUAUUGACUGCCCUCAUCCCAAUUGCAACAAAAAGUAUAAGCACAUUAACGGUCUCAAGUACCACCAAGCCCGUGCCCACACUGAUGAUGAUGUGAAGUUGGAAUUAGAUGUAGACAGUGAAUAUGGAGAGGACUCAACAAUUCACCCUGACCCUGGGAACUGUAAUGGAGCAUCCAUCUCACAUAAAGGAUCACUGUCUCCAGCCCGGUCAGUCACUCCAAAAGGAAGGCACUUUGAUGUUCAAAGUCCUUCCCCGUCACCGGGCAAGUUUUGCGCAAAGCAGAGCAAAAAGAGAAUUGCUGAAACAGAUCCAGAAAGUGGAGGUACACCAAUGGAAGUAUGUGAUGAUGCUGCAUGUCUUACUGAUGAAGCCAGUAAUGAUGGCAUUGAUGAAAAAAGAGGCUCUGACAGAUCCAAAAAAGGUAGCACAAAGGCUGAUAAAAUGGCACAAAAAAAUAUGAAAUCACCUCGGACAGUUGGCACUGGCAGUACACCAUCGCAGCAAAUGUUCUCUUUUCCUCCAGGAAAUCCAAAUUCAUCCCCAGGUCUUGCGCCAGUGUUGCAAGGAAUCCCUAAGAGUCCCCAAAUGAAAGGCACACAGCCUAAACCCCCUGCCAUAGGAGAUCCUGCCCCAUGUAGCUCCAAAGACAAGAAGAAGAAGGACAAGAAGAAAAAGGAUGGGGGAAAGGAGGCUGACAGCCCUAAGUCUCUGGCAAAGGGAGGGAAACUGGAAGAGGGAAAACCACCAUACACAGAACCGUGUGAUCAGGGGAAUAAAUCUGAAGGGCUUCUGAAUGGUUCUUCAGACCCACAUCAGAGUCGCUUGGCAAGCAUCAAGGCUGAGGCUGACAAGAUAUACAGUUUUUCUGAUAAUGCCCCUAGCCCGUCCAUCGGCGUAGCCAGUCGAAUAGAUGGCAGUGGAGUGCCACAGCCUCUUACACCGCUUCACAUGGUGAACCAGAAUGGUGCUGAUAACUCCUCUGUGAAAACGCACAGUCCAGCAUACUCUGACAUCUCUGAUGCUGGUGAGGAUGGUGAAGGGAAACUAGACAGUGUCAAAAACAGGACAGAGGACCCGUCACUCAGAGAAAGUGUAAAAAAAGCUCUUUUCCCAAAUCAGACACCCAGCAAAGAUUCCCCAUACUAUGCUGCCUAUGAGACAUAUUACUCGCCCAAUUAUGUCAACCCAAGUCCUGGUGGGCCCAAUCCAGGUACACCAGUGACAGAAGGUCAGGUGAAGAUUAAAAGGGAGGAAGACCAGGAUCAGGUUGAGGAGAAAGUCAAGAUCGAGGUUCAUGAGGAUCGCAAACUUGAUAGUGCUCCUGGCCAGCAACAGCAACAACCCUCUGUCAUUCAACAAAGAUCCAACAUGUAUAUGCAACCUCUUUACUACAAUCAGUAUGCCUACGUACCCCCUUAUGCUUAUCAUUCAGAUCAGGCCUACCAUAACCAUUUAAUGAACACUAACCCAGCCUAUCGACAGCAGUUUGAGGAACGCCAGCGACAAAUGGCAGAACAGCAUCGGGCCGCAGAGAAAAAGUCUGACAUUGUCAUGAAAGAAAGAGAAGCUGCCAUCAAGGAGGACUGGAAACAAAAGAGCCCAAUGCAGCCAAACCUCUCCAAAACCCCAAGUCAGUCUGAUCUUGGAAAGAUGCCACAGCCUACUAACAAAUCCAGGGACUCGCCCUCUGAGGUUUCGUCGAAAUCUAUGGGAGGCAUUAAGGGGGAAGACACAAAGUCCCAGCAAGUUGAAGGGCUAAAAAUGAAGCUGACAGAGGGGCACCAUGGGAAGGAAGAUUCCAAGCAAGCACCGGAUUCAAGAUGUCAGGCUGGUACAGAGCAGACUAUGUGGUACAGACAGGUAAAUAUGUUUUUAGAUUACAGUCAGUACAACAGUCAGCAUUGUGUUUUGGUCUUUCUGCAAUUGUCAUCCUUGUUGCUUUGUUUUGACCACCAGCAGUACCCCGAGAGCCAAAAGACCCAAGCAGAAGGUGAACACCAACAACCACCACCACGAUGGAAAGAUGAGAGGGACAGAGAGCGGGAACGUGAUAGGAAAUCAAAGGACGAACGUUGCAGAUCUAAGGACAUUCAAAGUGGACUCAAGGAGGAGACUAAAGAAAGUACUGAUCUUAGGAUAAAUCCUGAGGAACAUCGGACCCUGAGCAAAGACUCUCGUACAAAUCCCCAUUUGCAGUUCUCAUCACCAUUAGCACAGCAUCAAGGAUACAUGCCCUACAUGCAUGGUUACCCCUAUGGACAAGGGUAUGACCCCAACCACCCUGGUUACAGGGGCAUUCCAUCAGUCAUGAUGCAGAACUACCCAGGUUCUUACCUUCCCGGAGGCUAUCCUUUUUCUCCAUACGGCAGUAAAAUAGCUGGAGCUGAAGAGGCCAGCGACAAAUCUCGCACCAGCCCUACAGUCAACAAGAUGGCAACAGACCCCAAACCUCUCGAUAUCCUACAUCAACACGCCAGCCAAUACAAAAGCAAAUCUCCAACAGUAGGUGACAAGACCCCCCUUGAGCGAGAGCGGGAGCUGGACAGAGUGGCUGGCGGAGAAAGGGAUCGGGAAAGAGACGUGGACCGGCCGCGCUCCUCGCCUUCCCAGAGGAUUAUGCCCUCUCACCACCACCUUGGAUACCCUUUGCUGUCAGGGCAGUAUGACCUGCCCUACACCACAGGGAAGCCUGACCGUCACACCUCAACCCUGCAAAGAUUCAUGUGACUGGCUCACAUGUGCCAAGGAUCUCCCCCCUUUUAGACAUCAGUUCAAUGGUGUUUCUGUCUAUUUAGUUGGUCUGCCUUAGUGUUGGCAGCUUGUUCAUGUCUUUGCUCCUCUAUGACGAUCCAGGUUCAAAGCCAUUACUCUUCCCCUUCAUGCAGAGGAAACACCUCUGAUUAUCUAGUCUUUGCACUGUCAACAAAUACAAUGCAAAAAUAGACGAUUGGACUUUUGUUUUUCUUUGACUACAUUGUUUUUUGUUGUCUACAGACGAAAAUAGCAGAGGUUUCUUGUUGGGUGACCGAUGGCAAAGGGGAGCGAAAUUUUAAUGAAAGACUUGCAGAGAAAAUCUUAUUGAGAUGAGUUCAACUUUAUGUCCGUGGCAUUUUGUAUGCCCUUGAAGCAACAAUAUAUCCGAAACUUGACAAAUGUUUGGUUCUUUUUCAUCGGGGAGAGGUAAUUGUGGCAACUGCUGCUUUCUUCAGCGACUCAGACUCAGAGAACGUGAGACUGAAGUUUUCAUUCUCACUGUCACUAUGAUUUCUCAUGUUUGAACCCUCAGUUCAUGUUUCAGGGAUGAUGUCACCGUGUUUUGGCAAAGGGACCGCGUACACCUCAACACAGAUUCAACAUGAGCCGUGGCUGCUUUUGUAGAACGACUCACGUUCAGGACUGAUCGUCAUCUUUGAAUGUCAGAAUGCUGGUGUUAAUGCUGUUUGACUUUACACACUCACUCACAUAGAUUGGUGUCAUGUAGAGCGAAGCCACAUUAGUAUGAGAUCGAUUCACUGUGCCAUUGGUGGGGGUAACGGUAAAAGUUUGUUUUCUGUUGUAAUAUAGACUUUCAGCUCGGAUAUAAUAAGUGGUUAAAUGAUUGGACUUGCCCCAACAGAUGUGUGUGUGUGUGUGUGUGUGUGUGUGUGUGUGUGUGUGUGUGUGUGUGUUCGUCCAGGCCAUUUUAAUCAACAACUGGUCAGAUGACUAGAUCAUACCUCAAUUUAAUUCCUCACUCAUUUGCUGAUGUGGCUUCACUCUCACACACACACACACACACACACACACACACACACACACACACACACACACACGCUCACCUGGCUUUGGAUCAUCCAACGUCCUCUGUUGCACAGUUGUCUUCCGUGAUGUCAUAUCAAACUUGUGGCAAGAGAAGAUAAAAAUGCAGCGAAAAUGUGCCUGUUGACACAAAGUAAGCAAUGAACAGUUGAAGAUGAACUCCAUCCACAAUGUCUUAUUUGUUUUAUUUGGAUUUCACUUACACUACUCGCAACAAGUCAGGGAUGUUGGACUUUCAGGUGAAAUUUCAGGAUCAAGCAAAAAUGCACUGCAUUUGUCCCUCACUACAAUUUCACAAUUCAAUAUGCGCUCCGCCUGAGACACGGCACAUGUCAAUUCGGUACCCCAGCUCCUCCCAAACAGGCUGCAGCAUGUGUUGGGUAAGAGUCUGCAGUGCAGUACUGAUUCUCUGCUGAAGUUCCUUUGGGCUUACGUUUCUUUUGGCUUUGCAACAUUUUUUGACAAACACGCUCGACCGUCUCUUCUGCUUUUGGUCGUCCAGAUCCUUUUGUCCUGCACAAACAGCCUUCCUCUUUGAAUUUUUGUGCCAUGUCCAAAUCUGCACUGCUGUAGGUGAGUGUUUGGGAAGUCUCCCACAAAUGCACGCUGCACGGUCUUGUUCGACUGCGAUCGAGAUACUCCAACACACAAAACGCUUUUUCUCUUCCAGUGAAGGGCAUCUCUGUAUCUGUAAAGAUAAAAACAUCAAACAUUAAACAUCAAAUUGACCUGUUUUAAAAACUUGCUGUCAAAAUGAGAAGACAUUUGAACGGGGAUUUGCUUAGAUAUCAACUUGCGAAAUGAUUUAACAUUUUUUGAAACACCCUGUAUCAUUUUUACAGGAGAACGGCAAACGUGAUCCUUGAAUGGAGCAAUAAAUGUCCUGGUUCGAGGACAAUUGGUGCUCUUCAUCAUUCUGUCUACAUUUGGACAUCACGAGACCAAGACCACACCUAACAAUUGAUCAGCAGUACCUCACCUCAAACAGGAUGUUCUCAGAGGGAAGUGGCCACUGAGCAUAGAGUGUCACAGUCCUACAGAGAGACUGAAGGAGUCAAAGAAAAUGUUUCGGUCCAUUCAUGGAUCACACACCUUUCCUUGAUAGAGAACAGCGUUACAGGUUCAUCUUAAAAAUGUCACCCAAAAGCCCAAAAUCCCCAACUUUUGUGAGUAGUGUAUGUGAUGCUGCAGUUUAAAUUCAACCCCAAAAGUGUCAACAGAAGCCUCACUUUCAGUGUACUUGAGGGUGCAUGUGUGCGCAAGGAAGACACAUUAUCGAUGACAUAUUUGAGUUUUCACAUCUUUACAUUGCUUACAACUCUUGAAUUGAUCAUCAUCCCAAGUACACGUCUUCUCCGCUGAACGGCAUCUUCUUGACAUUUGUGUGUUUUUUUAAGAAGACAAUGGCUGAGUCAGAUGAAUGUGGUGUUUGAUUAGUAUUUAAUCUAUAAGAGUAAUAAUCUAGGCAGCUGUGAUGUUGUCAUUCAAGUCCGUGGGGUUUUAGUACCAGCAUACUGCAUACAUAUAGUUUGAUCAAAUAAUGGUUGUGACAAGUGCAUUUGUUCGCUCAGAGAGUAGGAAUAUAAUCUCAGUAGUCAGCAAAGCCCUGUGAAAAGAAAUCCUAUAUUAUAAAAAUAAAAAAAAUUUAAAAAGUCUAUGAAAAGCCAGAAAGGUUAAUGUUUGCUUUCAUCAUAAUGGAAAGUGCUCUUGUGGCUCUUGUGUUUUGUUUCACGGUGCAGAGUAUAUUUAUUGGCCAGCAGUUGGUGCCUCGUUGAACAUUCUUGUUUGAAAACACAAAGUCUCUCCUCGUUUGUCCUUUCCUGACCCACCUCCUGUCAUACAAAGUACCAACAGCGGUGCUUGCAAGGAUGUUUACAAUGUCUGCGACGUCUUCUUUCUAUGUUAGACAUCCAGAAAUCUUCUUUCUCUCUUCCACCCUCUCCUCUUCUCUCCAUCCCUCCCUCCCUUCAGGAGUUUGUGAAAAGUGUACAUUACCAUGAUUCUUUUUUUAUACAAUACUCUGUAACUUGCCUUUGUAAAUUUGGGCUGGAAAAAAUAAAUCUUUUUAUGA